AUGGAAGUGUUCGAUUGCAGGUCGGAUCUUGAUUUCUGCUUCCCAGGUUACGAUAAGUCAACUGCACUUGCCUAUUGCGAUUUUCAAGAAUUCGUUGAAAAAUUUUCAUCUAGAAUCUUAAACUACGAAUCUUACAUCUCAGUCGCCAGUUUUUUCAUAAACAUAUUCCAUUUCAUAAUUCUAACCCGAAAACCAAUCAGAACUUCUUCAGUGAAUAUUAUAAUGACAGCAAUUGCCAUAGUUGAAAUUUUAUCCCUAUUUUAUAACUUUAAAACAUCAAUUCUCUAUUGGCUCCGUACCAAUUAUAAAUGCUUCAACUCAAAUUCACAUGCUUCCGUUCUAAUUGACCUGUGCUUUAUCAAACUCAGAGAUUUUGCUCGACGAUGCUCUCCGUGGCUCUGCUUGUCAAUCGCCAUGAUCCGAGCACUUGUGAUUCGUAAUCCAAUGAGCCAAAAGUUUGAAAAGUUAUCUAUGCCAAGAGCAUCUGUUGUAGUUAUUUUUGGAAUUUUGUCAAUUAGCUUGUUCAUGGAUAUUUUGGAUUUUUUCGGCUAUAAAAUUGCUUCCCAGAAAAAUUAUUCACCAUGCUCCAAAGACGAUAAGCUAGAAUAUGCCAUUCUUCUAUCAAAGUUGUACUCCAAAAAUGACGGGUUUCUGAUAAAACUAUAUUCCACAUCAAAUGCAAUGAUUUCUCAUAUCAUUCCUUCGAUUCUCUUUCCUAUAGUCACAUUUUUUCUUGUAAACGUCCUACGAAAAGCUAAAAAAUCUCGGAAACUGGUAUCCAAGACCGAUAGUAAUACGAAGUCUACAAAAAUCAUAAUCUAUACAGCGAUUAUUUUUCUAAUUGUUGAGCUUCCACUUGGAAUCAAUCUGGCGAUCAUUUGGUUUUUCAAUAAUUCCGUUGGAAUCAAGCUGAUUCUUGAUCAAUUUGAAGCUCUUUUUUAUAUGCUACUUACCGCAAACACAAUUUCCCAUUUCUUUGUUUGUUUCGUCUUGUCUUCACAAUACAGGGCAACACUGAUAGAUGUAGUGUCGUGCGGGAUAAGUUUCCAGAAGAACAGAAUUGGAAAUCUUUGCAAAAGUCGAAAAAGUUCACAACAAAAUGUUAUAACAGUAAAUGCAAUAUCAAUAUGA
Caenorhabditis elegans is the source of this 1131-nucleotide messenger RNA. RefSeq names its product G-protein coupled receptors family 1 profile domain-containing protein (gene srw-130). Gene Ontology annotation, cellular component: membrane. The transcript has 5 exons. Gene Ontology annotation, biological process: signal transduction; G protein-coupled receptor signaling pathway. Bases 1 to 1131 code for a protein of 376 amino acids. Gene Ontology annotation, molecular function: G protein-coupled peptide receptor activity; G protein-coupled receptor activity. The record is from RefSeq and is marked reviewed. Lineage: Eukaryota; Metazoa; Nematoda; Chromadorea; Rhabditida; Rhabditidae.